Molecule: messenger RNA, 435 nt
Organism: [Candida] anglica
Lineage: Eukaryota; Fungi; Ascomycota; Pichiomycetes; Serinales; Debaryomycetaceae
Source: the annotation of a GenBank genome assembly
AUAUACCAAAAUUUUAAUAGAAAUCAUCAAACAAAGUAUAAAGAUCAACUUUAUUCAAAGAUAUUCACUUAAAAAUUAACAAUUGAAAUAAUACAUAAUGGUUUGUCAAGCUGCUGAAUGUGCCUGUGCUAAGAAGUCCACUUGUUCUUGUGGAGCCAAGCCAGCUUUGGAAUGCAACUGUUCUAAGGCAUCUACUGAAAACGUCAAGCCACCUGCCUCUGAAGCUUGUGCUUGUGGUAAGAGAUUAAAGGACCAAUGUUCCUGUGGUGCUCAAAGUUGUGCAACCAGAGAAGGUGAAACCGAUUUCACUAACGCUUUGUAAGUUACAAAUUCAACUAAAAAUAGAACCAAAAUAGGAAAAUUUAGGGUACUCUGCAAGACAGAGUACGGUGUAUAUUAAUAUUAAUAAAAGAUAGAGAUUAUUCAAGAAGAAGU